AUGCAGAUGAGUUAUGACGGACACCUUUGUCUGCGAGAUGCGCAUGCCGCAACACGGGAUGAAGUGCAAACAUGUCGUGGAUCGCCGUGCCCAGCCGACUCUACUAACUACAAACUCAAACGCAACAACACACACGCGGCCCCGAAACCAACAAGAAGACCAACAUCAGCAGUGCAGCCUGGCCGGCCCCCAAACACACUACUAUGCCACCCCCCGGCCAUGAACCUCGCUCUCCUCCCCUACACGGUGUUUUUCGAAAUCGUGUCCCACCUCUCUGCGGUCGAGGCCCUCACGUCGCGCCGCAUCUCGCGUGACGUGCACUCGGCGCUCGUACGGCCCGACCUCAGCAUCAGCCUCAUCCUCUUGCACUUCCCGCGGUCGCUCGAGGGCCGCACCCUCCGCGGGCACCUCCGCGCCGGCCGCCACGGGGCUCUCGAGGACGAGGACUGGGCGGGCGUCUUUGCGACGCUGGCGAGACGCUAUCACCACCUGGGCCAUGCGACGCCCUGGAGGGUCGACAAGGUGCGCGUCGCGAGGAGCCCCAGGCUCCGGGGCGUCACGCCGUGGAACAGGUUCCUGAGGCUGGACGACAAGACGGCCGCCUUUGACUACUGGGACCCCGUGUGGGCGUUUGCGCCGCGGCAGGGCGUCCUGGUGUAUCCCGCCGCCGCGGGCGCCGCCGUCGUGUACAGGGCGAGGGACCUGGCGAGCGGCGACGAGGCCGAGGUGCCCUUCGACACGGGCGGCAAGGUCGUCCGGAGGGUGCGGCUGAGCCACGGCAUCCUGGUGGUUGAGUGGUGCGAGGAGCAGGGACACGACGAGCUGGACGGCGCCGAGGCCGCGCAUCGCCACUUCGCCACGGCCUUUGACGUCGCCGCUCGCGGUCGCGGCCGGCGGCAGGUGUCCUUCCGGUCCGAGUGGACGACGCACCACCUGGGCCUGCCGCCCUCCCACCAGGACCGCUUCUUCUCGACGCACAACGCGACGCACUACGUCGUCUACAUCUGGCAGCCGACGCGGUCGCCGUGGGGCGACUGGGGGGUCCGGCAGGCCGACACGCCCCGGCUGCGAGGCCUCGCCCUCGACCGAAACACCUGGGACGCGGACGCGCGCUCGCCCACGGGCCACGUCUUCUUCGUCGAGGAGGAGCACCGCUGGUGCGCGGGCCCGCAUAGCAGCGCCACGCCUCCGCGGCAGCACCACCUGCGCACCACGGGGAUACCCCUCGUGGGCGACGGGCCGAGAUGGGUAGACGACUGCGGCGGGCGGGGGAGCUUCGCCGAGCACGCCAUGGAGUUUUGCCCCCGCGGCUGCCGGGCCAGCUGCGCGGACGAGGUGGACGAGGCGGACGAGGAUGAUAUUUCAACGUGGCCCGGCAGGACGCCGUGCUGGCGCCACGACGACUUCCCGUACCUCACUGUUUCAGAGGCCCAUGACGUGCUGGCGGGCGUGAGAAUCACGGCGAGACACUGCUUCAUGAUGGAGACGCUGUCGGUGCAUGUGCGGCCGCAGCUGUGCGUCGAGGGGGUCGCGCGGUAUCGCAGCGGGGACCGGGGACACGCAGCCCCAGAUGACGACGAGGUUCGGCUCGACGAUGGUUUGUGGGCGCAGCUCAUGGGCAAGGGGUGCAUCGUUGGUGAUGAGCGGUGGGUUGUGGGCGAGGACGAAGCCGGGGACGUGACCGUUUUGAUGUUUUAG
Metarhizium acridum CQMa 102 is the source of this 1698-nucleotide messenger RNA. The record is from RefSeq and is a predicted model, not a curated record. NCBI's taxonomy places the organism in Eukaryota, Fungi, Ascomycota, Sordariomycetes, Hypocreales, Clavicipitaceae.